Molecule: messenger RNA, 474 nt
Organism: Cylicocyclus nassatus
Lineage: Eukaryota; Metazoa; Nematoda; Chromadorea; Rhabditida; Strongylidae
Source: the annotation of a GenBank genome assembly
AUGUGCACUCACAUAGUUACUUGCAAAGUUCACUGUCUAAGUGCUUCACAGGUCUUCUUUGGGGCGACGUUUGAAGGUGCGGAAAAUACGUGUAAUGUUGUUGGUGGACAUUUGGCAUCAAUCCACAACUUUGAAGAAAACAGAUUCGUAGCCGAGUUGGCAAAAAUUGAUAAACAAACCACAAGUCCGAAUGAUUUUACUUGGAUAGGACUACAAGAUGUGGCAAACAGCAAGAAUUGGACGUGGACUGACGGCACAAAAGUUGAUUUCGAAUUCUGGGGUCCAGACAGUCCGAAACGCGGAUUGGGAAACUGUGUGCACUUGAUCAGUGAUGUUAGCGACGACCCGAAAUGGUUUCAUAAAUGGGGAGACUAUUCUUGCGACCAAAAAAUGAGGACAGUUCGAGUGGGCCUCCUAAUCGAAUUUUUAUCUCUGGAGACCCUUGUCGUCAAUGAUCCGCGAAUAUGCUGUUAG